Gryllus bimaculatus (two-spotted cricket) is the source of this 861-nucleotide messenger RNA. The record is from the annotation of a GenBank genome assembly. Lineage: Eukaryota; Metazoa; Arthropoda; Insecta; Orthoptera; Gryllidae.
GUGGCCGGCGGCGCGGGCGCCGUCAGCAAGUCCGCGCGCCUCGCGCUGGAGUGCGCGUCGCCCGAGCUGCGCGCGCCCUGCCGCCCGGGCCAGCGCUGGCGCUGCGUGCUGGACGAGAACCGGCGCUGGCGCAAGCACAAGUGCAAGCCGCACCACCUCUUCUACCAACCCCCGCAGCCCCACCCGCAGCCCUUCUCGCACGCCGGGGUGGCGCAGCUGCAGCGCCUGGCGGCGCCCGCCGCGCUCUACCAGAAGCCCGUGGUCGGGGUGGGCGUGUCGCCGCUGGGGCCGCCGCCCCCGCCCGCCGGCGCCGCCCUCGCCGCGCACGCGCUGCCCCCCAGCCGGCGCAUGUGCACGUGCGUGACGCCCUCCGGCCGCCAGUACGUGCGCCCGCUGCCCGACGAGCGCAAGCUGCAGCGCCAGUUCCUCAGGGAGCACGCGAGCCGCGACCUCAAGGAGUUCCGCCCGCGCUUCCUCCUGCGCGCGCGCCGCCAGCUGCAGCACCAGCACGAGCAGCGGCAGAAGCAGGCGCAGCAGCUGCAGCAGCUGGAGCGGCGCCGCGACGGCGUCGUGCGUCGCUUCCGCCAGCUGCGCGCGCGCCUGCGCCGCGACUUGGCCCCGCCCCCCGGUGACGGCGACGACGACGCCCCCUCCACCCCCGCGCCCACCCCCGGCCUCGACCCGGCCGCCCUCGAGCGCACACCGGCUCCGCAGGUGAGUGAAGGGGCCCCUUCACACGGAGCCACCCGGCUGCGCCACCCGGUGGCGCGUCUGCUGGAAAAGCAUUGGUUUAAAUGGAGGGAUUCACAUGAGCGGACGAGUCGCUUGUGGCGCUCCUUGGCGAACGGGCGCCACACCUAG